GAGCCAAACAAAGAUAUGAGGAUCUUCACAAAGCUCUCUGCACCACUCUGCCUCCUUUUUGUCUUCCUCUGUCUUAAAACUGCCUUCUCAUCCUCUAUACAUGCUUCUUCCUUCUCAACAACGCAUCUCUGCUCUCAUGAGGAGGCUCUUGCUUUGCUGCAAUUCAAGACAUCCUUCUCCAUCGAUUACACUGUUCCGUAUCCAGAUUCUUGUGGGGAAAAUUAUUCUAAGAUUGAGUCAUGGAAGGAAGGUAUAGACUGUUGUUCCUGGGAUGGGGUUAGCUGUGAUAAUGUCACAGGCCAUGUAAUUGCCCUUAAUCUCAGCUGCAGUUUCCUUUAUGGUACCUUUCCUUCCAACAGCACUCUUUUCUUCCUCAGAAACCUGCAGAGCCUCAAUCUUGCCUUGAAUGAUUUUAGGCAUUCCAAGAUUCCAUCGGAAAUCAGUCAGUUUACUAGACUAAAGCAUCUUGAUGUCUCUUCUUCUCAAUUUUCGGGCCAAGUUCCGAGAGAAAUUGCUCACCUCCCCAAGUUAGUUUCUCUCAAUCUCUCUAAUUCCUUCUAUGAUGAUUCUCCUGAAUUGAUCCUUGAAACAACUACCUUCAGAAAUCUUGUUCACAACUUGAGCGAGGUGAGAGAACUUGUGCUUAGUGGAGUGAACAUGAGAUCUGUUUAUCCUGAUUUCUUCAUGAAUCUCUCUUCUUCAUUGGCUACUCUUGAUCUUAGGAAGAGUGGGUUAAGCAGAAACUUUCCAAACAGUAUUUUCCGCUUUCCAAAUCUCAAGAAUUUUUAUUUAAGUGGAAACUGGAACCUCGCUAUUGAUCUUCCAGGUUCCAAUUGGAGCAGUCCUCUCCAACGGUUGUAUUUACUUGAUAUGGAUUACGGAGGUUCCAUUCCAGAGUCUAUAGGAGAUCUAAAGUCAUUACAGUAUCUGAAUCUUCUCUGCAACUUGCAAGGUUCCAUUCCAACUUCCAUUGGGAGCUUAUCUCAACUUACUUACCUAUCCCUCUAUUAUAACAAUCUUAGGGGACAAAUCCCAUCAUCACUUACAAACCUCACCCAACUUACCACUCUUUACCUUUCAUGUAAUCAGCUUUCUGGUCCCAUUCCAGCUUCCAUAGGUCACUUAAGGCAACUUACUACCCUACACCUCUAUUCUAACCAUCUUAGCGGACAAAUCCCAUUAUCACUUGCCAACCUCUCCCAACUUACCUUUCUUAUCCUUAUGAAUAAUCAGUUUUCUAGUCCCAUUCCAGCUUCCAUAGGUAACUUAAGGCAACUUACUUACCUACACAUUUAUUCUAACAAUCUUAGUGGACAAAUCCCAUCAUCAAUUGCAAACCUCACCCAACUUAUCUCUCUUGACCUUUCCAAUAAUCAAUUUUCCGGCAUGUUGCCACCUUGGAUUUUCACCCUACCUUUUUUAGAGGGCUUGCAUCUCGAUCAUAACCAGUUUCAAGGUCCAAUAAAUCAAUUCCAGCAAAACUCACUCAGACGCCUAGUUUUGUCAAACAAUAAACUCCAGGGCUCAAUUCCUAACUCAAUUGCUAAUUUAGUAAAUCUUAGUCAUCUUGAUUUAUCAUCAAAUCAUUUUAGUGAUUUAGUAGAAGCUGACAUGUUCUCGGCGCUUCAAAAUCUGGAAAUCAUCUUUCUUUCAGACAAUAAUCUGUCCUUGAGAAUGAAUGUCAAUGCCAACUUCACAUUACCCAAACUAACUCAUGUUUCCUUUUCAUCUUGUAACUUGAGUGAAUUCCCCAAUUUCAUAAGACAUUCAAAUGGUCUGCAAAACCUAGUGCUAUCCAAAAAUAGCAUUCAUGGAAAUAUUCCCGAAUGGAUAUGUGAAAAGGAUUAUCUCCAAAUUCUUGACCUUUCUCAUAAUAACUUGAUUGGGGAGAUUCCAAAUUGUCUUCCUAAGUCUGUCUCAGUGUUGAAUUUACAGGCCAAUUACUUUGAUGGAAAUAUACCCUUUGGGUUUCCAGAGGGCUGUGGAUUACGAAAUCUCAACUUACAUGGAAAUCAAAUGGACGGGCUAUUACCAAGAUCUUUGGUGAAUUGUAGCAUGUUAGAGGUUCUAGACGUUGGCAACAACCGCAUAGAGGAUACAUUUCCUCAUUGGUUGGAAUCUCUACCAGAUCUUCAAGUGCUUGUCUUAAGGUCCAACAAGUUCCAUGGUUCUAUGCAGAGCACCAAAGAAAGUCCAUGUUUUCCCAAGUUGCGUGUUCUGGACCUCUCCAGCAAUUAUUUUGUUGGUGCUUUGCCUGUUCGGUACAUUGAAAAUUUUAAUGCGAUGAUGGACCCUCAUAAAGACGGUGGUUCCCCUGAAUACAUGACGGUGUCGAUGGGAGCCAAUUCUUAUCAAUAUUCACUGGUUGUGACAUGGAAGGGAUUCGACUAUGAGCUGCAGGGAAUCUUGACCAUAUUCAGUAGUAUUCAUCUCUCAAAUAACAUGUUUGAGGGAGAAAUUCCAGAUGUUAUUGGAAAGCUUAGUUCUCUCAAAGGGCUUAAUCUUUCUCAUAACAACCUUACUGGUCAUAUCCCACCGUCGCUAGGGAAUUUGAUGAAUCUGGAAUGGUUGGAUCUCUCUUCCAACGAGCUGGUGGGAAAAAUUCCAGAUGAAUUGGUAUCUUUGACACCACUUUCUGUGUUGAAUCUUUCAAAUAAUCAUCUUGUCGGACGCAUACCACAGGGCAAUCAGUUCAACACCUUUGGAAAUGUAAUUGGACAUGCAACACUUCCAUUAUCCACCCAUGCACAGUAUGCAACUGCCUUUGUGUUUGUCUUCUUUUGUUUUGUUUCUUUCUUUGAUGAUUUAUUAACUUACAUUAUUUGUUCUGCUACUGGAGUGAUCGGUAUGGUAGUUCAUGGUUACUUUCCUGGUUUAUGUUGUGGGUACUUGGAUGAUAUCAAUGUGAGUUUUCAUUCACCUUACAGUGAAAUGCUACCUAGUUUAUUCGGAUAAGUUUGACAAAAUCUUAUUAAAAACAACAGAGGUGGGUGCAGCAGGAGUCAGUUGAUGAUGCUGAAUGUAAUCGCUUUCUUGUUAACUAAGUAGAUUAUGCUUUUGAUGACUUUGGGGGUCGUCAACCACCUGCUUAUCCUGGGUUGUCUACUGUGUGGGGUAGCUUGGCCCGUAGUAAGGUAUAUCUAGCUUUCCCGAUACAGCCUUCUAUUAAUGGUGUUGAUUUCUGUCUGCUUUCCUGCUUUGGUAUUCUUUCUCAGUAAAAUUCAGUAAUGUUG
This is a messenger RNA of Rubroshorea leprosula, 3233 nucleotides long. NCBI's taxonomy places the organism in Eukaryota, Viridiplantae, Streptophyta, Magnoliopsida, Malvales, Dipterocarpaceae. The record is from the annotation of a GenBank genome assembly.